Trichomycterus rosablanca is the source of this 1650-nucleotide messenger RNA. RefSeq names its product arginine vasopressin receptor 2a, duplicate b (gene avpr2ab). Lineage: Eukaryota; Metazoa; Chordata; Actinopteri; Siluriformes; Trichomycteridae. The record is from RefSeq and is a predicted model, not a curated record. The transcript is spliced from 6 exons. Gene Ontology annotation, molecular function: peptide binding; vasopressin receptor activity. Gene Ontology annotation, biological process: regulation of systemic arterial blood pressure by vasopressin; G protein-coupled receptor signaling pathway; positive regulation of vasoconstriction. Gene Ontology annotation, cellular component: plasma membrane. The coding region runs from base 79 to 1650 and encodes 523 amino acids.
UUAGCAGUGUGGAUUAAUCUGCAGCGGUGAGAGCGGGGACUGAGCUGCACCGGUCCUGACAGGAAUAAGGCCUCAGGCAUGACAGCAGCAGCCUCCUGGGAAGUAGAUUCGGCUCAGUCCAAUCGUUCCCUGUUCAACCUAAGCAGCAGCUUAAGCAGCACUGAGGCCUUCCUGUGGUUGCUACCCACCGAGCACAACUCAUCCAGCCCGACGUCGCACCCGCACACGGGGCAGGUACGGGACCAGAAUCUGGCGCGGGCAGAGAUUGGGGUGCUUGGUUUUGUGCUGGCGCUCACCACUCUGGGAAACAGUUUUGUACUGUGGGUGCUGUUACGGAGAAGAAAGCAUCAUGCACCCAUGCAUCUCUUCAUGAUCAAUCUGUGCGUGGCCGACCUCGUCGUGGCCUUGUUCCAGGUGCUGCCACAGCUGCUGUGGGACAUCACAGAGCGCUUCCAGGGCCCCGAUGCCCUGUGCCGUGCCAUCAAGUACCUGCAGAUUGUAGGAAUGUUUGCCUCCUCUUACAUGAUUGUGGCCAUGACCGUGGACCGGCACUAUGCCAUCUGCUGCCCUCUGCAAGCAUACCGAGGAGGCAAACUCUCACGCUGGAACACACCUAUCAUGGUGGCCUGGGGCUUGGCCCUGCUACUCAGUUUACCACAGGUGUUUAUCUUCUCUCGGUCAGAAGUGAACCCAGGGGAGUUUGAGUGCUGGGGACACUUUAUUGAGCCAUGGGGCCUUAAAGCCUACGUCACCUGGAUGACUGUCGCUGUUUUUAUCCUACCAGCAUUCAUCAUUACUAUUUGUCAGGUACGUAUCUUCAGAGAGAUCCACAACAACAUCUACCUGAAAUCGGAGAGAAUGGUGUCCGCUGAAUAUAAGAAGAACUCUGUGCUGCUUCAUUUUCCUAAGAGAGAAGGGCAUCGUGGGAGGUCCGGGAGAGAUAAAGACAUACAGUGCGGCCACCAUCACCAUACUGACAUCCAUCUGCCCCGGCGCAGUAGCCCAGCCUCUGUGGAUCUUCACAUUUCAUAUGACAACCUGUCUGUCUCCCCGACGUGUGGAAAUUCCUCCUAUAACCCCUGUGACUCCUGUGACUCGUGCUCCAUACCCCUGCCAUCCUCGGAAAUCUUCACCUCUGCCACACCUCCGUUAGAAAAAUUCACUCCUGAUCUGCCUGAACCCUCUCACAUGCACACCCUGCCAGCCAGUAACUCAUGUCUUCAGUCCAGAUCCUCGUCCUCAUUGGCUGGCCAAAUCACUGGAGCUCCUGAACUCUGGCCAGAUGUGCUCCCGGAUCCUCCCCCGCCACCACCCCCUGGCAUUUCCAAGGCCAUGUCAAAGACAGUGAGGAUGACUUUGGUAAUAGUGUUGGUCUACACCAUCUGCUGGUCUCCUUUCUUUAUCGUCCAGCUGUGGGCAGCCUGGGAUCCCAACCCACCCAACCAAGGAGUAGCCUUCACCAUCCUAAUGCUGCUGGCCAGCCUGAACUCCUGCACCAACCCCUGGAUCUACACAGCCUUCUCCAGCAGUGUGUCGCGCGAGCUUCUCGCCCUGCUGCGCUGCCACGUGCCCACACCACGCCGAGGCUCACUGCCCGACGACUCCACCGCAACUCACACCUCAACCACCACCAAGGACAGCAUCUACUGA